CGAACUCAGUGUUGACUUCCGGUCGUGUUGUUGUGGGGAAGAUGUCAAUUCAGACAGUGGUAUCGAACUGUUAAAUGUCAUUAUUUAGAAGUUUAGUUGGCCUGCUACUCCAGAGAACAUUAUAUCCCAUUAACCGUAAAUGAAUAUUGUUCCAUGAAGAAUGGCAGAUGCUGACACAUUGUUGCAAAGUACAGGUACGUUAGAAAAGUGUUGAUGUUGGACUGUCCAAAAAACAUCAGGGCCAGCUAGUCCUGUAUUGGCAAUGGAGGCUAGUUUAUGCUCCAACAGCUUACUGGAGUCUCAAGAGCCCCAGACUAGUGAAACUCCCACCCCAGGGGAUGACCGCUUUAUGGAUCAGGAGCGCCCCAGUAACCUUCUCAAGGGAUUCUCCCGUCUGUACAAAAACAAAGAGUUUGUAGAUGUUACACUGAUUGUGGAUGGACGCGAGUUUCCUUGUCACAAGAAUGUACUGGCAGUGUCAAGUCCCUUCUUCAUGGCUAUGUUUUCCACAGAUAUGGCUGAGAGUCAGCAGGAUAAGAUAACUCUUAAAGAACUAGAGGCACUUACUAUGGAGUUGGUGCUGGACUAUGUGUAUACAGGUUCUGUGAUGCUCUCAGAAGACACGGUUCAACAUCUCCUCUCUGCUAGUAAUCGAUUCCAACUCCUCAGCCUCAGGAGUGGAUGUGCUGAGUUCAUGAUGAAUCAUAUCACAGUUAGUAAUUGUAUUGGUGUGUACUUCUUUGCAAAGGCCCAUGAGUGUCAAGUCCUUGCAAAUAAAGCUAAAGAAAUAAUAAACAACCAGUUUAAUAAUUUAUGUAGACAGCAGGAAUUUCUCAGUCUCCCUGCGGACAAACUUGUCGAGAUUAUCAGUGAUGAUGAUAUUAAUGUGACAGCAGAAGAGACUGUAUUUGAAGCUUGUAUGGAGUGGUUGAGCACAGACACAGCAGGACGACAGCAGCAUCUGACGGCCAUUAUGGACUGUGUGAGGUUCGCCAAUAUCAGUUCGUAUUACUUCUGUGACAGGAUAGAUAACAGCCCGAUACUAAGGGAGUGUGCAUCUCUAAGGAAGACUCUAGAAACCGUCAGGUACUACCACAUGCUGAGAAACAGACAACAGGAAAUGGAUUUAAACUUGAUGCCGCGUAAAGGCAUGAUGUACGAGCGAGGGGUCAUGAUCAUUGCAAAUCCGUACACUGAAGAUCAGCUGAAAAAAUACAACAGUAUGGAAAUGUUACUACCUAAACUGGGAGAGGUCAUCCACAUAUGUAAACUUCCCCAGAGUCUUUAUACCCCAGGUUGUGCUAUCACGGGAGACAAUCAGAUAUACUUGGCUGGUGGGGCGAUUCGUAAGAUUAAUUACAGAGGUUCUAUCACUACGGAGGGAGUAUCAAACAACUUCUACAUCUACGACCAGGUCGAUAGGUCAUGGCAAACUAAGGCCAAGAUGCAUAUGUCUCGGUCACAGUUUGGACUUACAAUUGUAGAUGGGUUUGCCUACGCCAUAGGUGGACAGGACGGAUCUGAAAUUCUCACAACAGUUGAGCGAUAUGAUCCUCACACAAAUGCUUGGACACUCAUCAACCCACUCAACAAAGCAUUGAGGUUCAUGACCUCCAUCUCUUACAAGGGAAAACUGUACGUGUUUGGAGGGGAGACAACCAACAGUAUUAGCAGCUCAGCCUACAAAUAUGACCCAACAGAAGACAGCUGGCAAGAGUUACCUCCCAUGUCCACCCCAAGGGUGCUUGCCGGCAGUGUUAUCCACAAGGACAAGAUAUAUGUGAUCGGUGGGAACUCUGCUCUAAGUGAUAAAUGGAAGAAGGAGUUUUUGCCGGAGCACUGUGUCAGUUCUGUAGAGGUGUUUGAUCCAGAUACCAAUACAUGGUCCAUGGGACCGGAACUUCCCAACGCCAUGUGUGGAGCAGGUAUUGUGAAGUAUGGUAACACUAUUCUGAUCGUGGGUGGAGAGGACGAUAAGAGCUGGAUGGCUGGUCUGUGCUGGCUCAAGGAGGAUCAGGGUAAACAGAUGUGGGUAGAAGGGCAGGAGCUACCCACAGUGAUGAGUACAUUCGGCUGUGUCGUGGCCAAUAUACAAGACGAUGUGGCGAAAGCGCUAACUACUCAAGACACAAAAAUCUGUGUCUGUUUACUGUUGGGACAAGUGAUAACUAGGACAUCUGAUACAUGUUCUACAGAAUGUAAAAAUUAAACUAUUGAGUCAAGCACCCUGCCAUGCAACUAGCUGAAAUAACAUUGGCUAUUGGUUACCUAACCUGUUGUGAUGAGAACCAAUGUCCUUGUUACUGCCUAUAUAUAGGACGAUAUUAGGAUAUGUCAGAUAAAUAUUAGAUCAUGUUCCUAAAUCAUGCAACUCCAUUUAACAGGAGCUCUAAGGUUUGUUUGUUUAUGCGAAGGAACCUGUUUGAAAAAUGUUUUGAAUGACUAACCUUUCAUGCAUAAUUCUUACUUACAUGACCAUCAGAUAUUAAUACAUAACUUGGAAAUCUUUGUCAAGGCUUGUCAGAAAGUAAGAUAGAUCACUAGGUCUGUCCUAAUAUUUAAAUGUAAAAAUUGUAAAAAUGGUCAACUAUUUGCAAUGCAAAAACAAAAGUGGCCCUGUUGGUAUGUGAAAGACACAUGGCUACACUACGAUUUGUGGCGAUGAAGCCCCAUUUUGAUCUGUGCGUUUGUGUGAAAAUUACAUGACAAGACACAUAGUGUAUUAUGACUAAAGGUUGAUUGUUGAGAUGACUAAAGGUUGAUUUUUGAGACAGGAUCUCUCUACAGCACUGUGAUAAGCUGUUUUGGUUGUGUGAUGGCCAACAUAGAUAAUGUGGCUAUAGGAUUUUACAUUUAAGCUCAUCUUAAUUCUUUCCUUGUAAUAGACUCUGGCAAAGAUGAUGUGAUGUGUCAGUAUUAUGAAUACAUCAAGUACUUUUAUAUACGGGACUUGACACAAUUUUCCUACCAUACUCCAUAUAUAUAUGUAUUACAUUAUCAUACAUAUGUAUUUACCAUGAGUUGGGAAUUCGUGCCAACUCCCUGUGCUUUUAUAUUUUCAAAUAUUUUCUUGCAAUCCCAAAAACUACUAUGAAGCAUAUACCCGGGUAUAUCAGUAUUUACUGUGUAUGAACUGUGUAUACAUAACUGUAUCCACUUUUGAAAUCAACAUGCGUACCUGUUGUGUGACACAAUUUACUCAGGAGGAGAAAGCAGUUGUUUUGACUAUAGUUACUGCCCAGUGUGUACCUGCAUAAUAUGAAAUGAUAACUUGCUGGUUUCUUAUAAUAACUUAAUUGUAUUUGAAACUAAUAAGUAAGUUUGUGGUAUAACGUUUGAUUGAUAUCCCAUAUAGAUAAAAAAAUAAGUAUAGUUUUAUCUACUUUUAAGUUCAUUGCAUUUAUUUUUGUGAUUUUUUGUUUACCUCAAAAUCAGCAAAUGCAUUCUUGUAUAAAAUAUGAGUGAAGAAAGCAUACCAUUUAGUUGGUGCUUGUAAUCACAACUGAAAUCAACAGGAAAGUAUUGAAGUUUAUCUCUAUGAAGCACUUUAUAGAUGGGCAUUUCCUAUCAUUUGGCUGUGAGUUCUAUAUUGUGUUGUAUUCCCUAUUUACAAAAUUAUGUAUGGUGAAGAGAGCUGUUUUCAAGUCAUGACUAGGUUGUGAUAUGUUAAAUUACUUAAACAUUUGAACUACUUAUUGAUAAAAAAGAUCUUGACGAAUUGUUUGCACACUAAAAUGAAUACAAAUGGAUGUUCUAAUAAAUCACUUUUUUUUUCAAGGGAGAUAAUCAAGUAGAUUAUAUGAAGACAUAUCCUUGAUUAUCUCCCUUUAGGUUUUACAAUAAGUUACACUAUGAUACACAAUGGAUGUAGGCAGAUAUUCUGCCUUUAAAUCCAUAUCUUACUAAAUCUUUAAUGUAAAGAAUGUAUAGUUCUUUGUUAUUUCCUGAGAUUUCUUUAUUGUUGGCUAAAUAAUUGUAUUUCAGCUCAAGAUUUUCCCAAUGAGUAUCAAGAUUAAUAACACAUUUGGUGGGGUGACUGUUCCAGUUUUUGACAAUCCUAGAGCAAAAUCAGUUUUUCUGAAUGUCAUGCUUGAAAUUAGUAUUUUUGCUUGAUGGUAAGGUACUAUGCUUGUGACUGAAAUGUACAGAAUGCUAUCUAUAAUGAAGAUCAGCCAGAAUGCUGUUUUGAUAAAAACAAAAUUUUAUAUGAUUUUUUUAAACGUAUAUAAUAUAUCCAAUUGCUACAGUACUUUCAUUUUGUGUUUGAUUAUGUGCCACAAAUAUUUUCUGUUUUAUUUAAAUUUUGACAAUCAGUCAGCUGUUAUUUUAAUUUUUCAAACAACGGUGGCAUAUCAAACAAUUUAAAAAUUGAUUCUCAAUUACAUGUAAUUUACCAUUUUCUUGAUAUAAAUAUGUACUUUACCUGAUAUGCCACACGAUCGCAAAAUAUUUUACUAUUUCCAUGGGAUGGUUGAGUUGAGUAUGUUUAAAUAUACUUCCUUUUGAUUAAAAAAAACCCUUAAAACUAUUGUAACACAUUUAAGCUGUUUAUGUUUGACUAGCUGGAGUUUUAAAGUUAUGAAUAAUGAAACAAUUAAAAAAAAUUAUGAUAGUAAUAAAAAUAUUGUUCAACAUUUAUAUUGUGAACUACAUGUAUCUAAUUUGCAAAAUUACUCUGUGCUUCACAUUACACGACAUAAUAAUAUUUCCAAGCGUUACAUAGUGUUCAGACCUUAUAUGCAAGUAAAUUAGCGAUCACCAGAAAGUCUGUGAGUCUACUAUCAAUGUAAAAAAAAAGAUCAUGAGUAUAAUUUUAAAAAAUACAUUAGUGUAAAAAAAAAUUCAUUUUCGUGAAUGACAAUUCUUUUUUGCGUAUUUCACGAGAGAUUAAAAUUCUCAAAAAUUAAUCGUCAUGAAAUAGGUUCAAUCACAGAGUGGUCACAAGCUCUAAACCCACAUUUGGCAGUUACCUCAUACUGACUGUAGGCCAGUCGUUUUUCUAUGGGCCUCCGGCUUUUUUCCACCUCAAAAGCCUGGCACAUCCUUAAAUGGCCCCGGCUGUUAAUAGGGACAUUAAACAAAAUUAACCAAAAUAAAGCAAAUACAGUAGGUUUUAUAUUACUGUAAAUUGCAAAGUUUUUUCGUCGCAAAAAAUUUGUUACUUUGAAAAUGGGAAAAUGUCUGUUUACAGUACUGUAUUAAUGGCCCAUGGCCAUUUAACAGUAAUUAAAAAAUGAAUUAGUUAAUUUCUUUAUAAGCAUAAUUAUGAUUUAUUUUGUUUGUUUGCUCGGUCUCCUUGAUGUAACUUGUCGCUAUCUCACUAGAUAUCAUCUGUGUACAAGAGGCCUGUCACGUACAUUUUGUACAUUAUGUGGUCUCGCCUUCAAUAAACUAGUACAUGAACCUAUUGUUUAGGAAUCAUUUACCAUAAAUCACUGAAAUUUAAUGCUGUUAUCUUUCCUUUAUAUCAAUUAUAUAAAUUUUCCAAAUUUCAAUUGAUUAGAUAUAAAAAGAAAAUAAUAAUAAUUUCAUUUUUUUUUUAAUGAUGUGGCAGGGAUACAUAAAAUGACUUACUCAUGACUCAAGAUUUGAAGUUGAAAAACGUUACAAGAAAAAUUAAGAUAAAUUUUUACAAGACAGAAUUUUUCUAAUUUGAUGAAAUACUGAGAGUAGGAAUAAGAAAUAUAUAUGAAACACUCAUAAAAUACUACCUCCUGGGAAAAAGAUUUCCAAAAAACCUGCUGAUAAAGACAACCAGUACUGUGGAUAGCAGAUAUCUGUCUUUGAAGGCUACAUCUGUAUAGCAAAUAUCUCUGUAAAGGUUAUCUCUUUAUAGCAAAAACAUGUUAAUAAAAGAAAUCUCUAUAUAGCAACAUCUGUAUACAAGCCAUAUAUAUAUAGCAACAUCUGUAUAAAUGGCAUAUAUAUGUAGCAACAUCUGUUUAAAUCCCAUCUCUGUAUAACAACAAACUAUCAAUAAAGGCCAUCUCUAUAUAGCAACAUCUGUAUAAAGGCCAUCUCUAUAUAGCAACAUCUGUAUAAAGGCCAUCUCUAUAUAGCAACAUCUGUAUAAAGGCCAUCUCUAUAUAGCAACAUCUGUAUAAAGGACAUCUCUAUAAUAGCAAAAUCUGCAUAAAAGCCAUUUAUAUAAAGAAACAUCUGUAUAAAGCCGUUUAUAUAUAGCAACAUCUGUAUAAAGCCGUUUAUAUAUAGCAACAUCUGUAUAAAGAACAUCUCUAUAUAGCAACAUCUGUAUAAACUCCGUUUAUAUAUAGCAACAUCUGUAUAAAGACCAUCUCUAUACAGCAAAAUCUGUAUAUAGGACAUCUCUAUAAUAGCAAAAUCUGCAUAAAAGCCAUUUAUAUAAAGAAACAUCUGUAUAAAGCCGUUUAUAUAUAGCAACAUCUGUAUAAAGGUCAUCUCUAUAAUAGCAAAAUCUGCAUAAAAGCCAUUUAUAUAAAGAAACAUCUGUAUAAAGCCAUCUCUAUAUAGCAAAAUCUGUAUAAAGGCCAUCUCUACAUAGCAAAAUCUGUAUAAACUCAGUUUAUAUAUAGCAACAUCUGUAUAAAGACCAUCUCUAUACAGCAAAAUCUGUAUAAAGGCCUUCUCUAUAUAGCAAAAUCUGUAUAAAGGCCAUCUCUAUAUAGCAAAAUCUGUAUAAAGACCAUCUCUAUACAGCAAAAUCUGUAUAUAGGCCAUUUCUAUAUAGCAAAAUCUUUAUAAAGGCCUUCUCUAUAUAGCAAGAUCUGAAUAAAGACCAUCUCUAUACAGCAAAAUCUGUAUAUAGGCCAUUUCUAUGAUAGCAAAAUCUGCAUAAAAGCCAUUUAUAUAUAGCAACAUCUGUAUAAAGGAAUCUGUAUGAUAGAAAAAUCUGCAUAGCUAGCAGAUCUGUCUAAUGGAAUAUGUGUUAAAGCCAUUUAUAUAUAGCAGCAUUUGUAUAAAGGCCAUCUUUGUAUAGCAAAAUCUGUAUAAAAGUCAUUUCUAUAUAGCAAGAUCUGUAUAAAGGUCAUUUCUAAAUAGCAACAUCUGUAUAAAGGCCAUUUCUAAAUAGCAAAAUCUGUAUAAAAGUCAUUUCUGUAUAGCAAGAUCUGUAUAAAGGUCAUUUCUAAAUAGCAACAUCUGUAUAAAAGUCAUUUCUAUAUAGCAACAUCUGUAUAAAGCCAUUUCUGUAAAGCAGAUAUAAUAUAAGUCUGUCUGUUAUCAAAGGCAAGCUAAUAGUUUGUUCCCACUGUCCAUAUCAAGACCACUUGCUCAUAAAGACCCAUUUUCUUGAAUCGAUUAAAAUGGUUUUAUAGACGGAUUUUACUGUACAUAACAGGUAAGCAUUGUGUCUCUUGCUUAAAAUACAAAGGUAUUGUAUAGACCAAUAUGUCAUAAAAUUCUACAACUCCAGGGUGUUGCAAAGGACCAAUGCUCAUUGAAAGAUACUUUUUUUCUUUUGACAUAAUAUUUUUUCUUUUGACAUAAUAUUCUGUUCAUUUAUUUAUCACUUUCAUUUAUAUGCUCGAUGAAACAAUCAUGUAAAAUAAGUCUGUGAUUGCAUUUGUUCAUGUGGUUUCUGAGAGAAACUUUUGUGAUAUCAGUGUUAAUAUAAAAUCAAUAGUAUGGAAGGAUUUAUUGUUUAAAAACGUACUGUUUACAGUUUAUUUUCACAAGUAUGAUUUCUACUCAAAAAGAAGAAAUAUUAACCUUCAAAAAUAUAUUGUCCUUUAAAAGUAAACGUUCUCAAUUAAGUUUUGACUGAUUAUUUUGUAUGCAUGAGGUAAUGUUUUAGUUGAAGAAUAUGUUGAUACCCUGCAAGUUAGCGAAUAUGUCCUCCAAUUAAAAAUAGCUGGCUAUAUCAAUAUGGUAUAAUGUAUAUGUAAAGGUGCUUGGAUGGAAUUUACUUCAUUAUUAUAUUAAGUUGCCAUCAAUCCAUGUGACACAAUAUGAUAAUUCUUCAUCUUUUUCAUGGUGAAAGAAUAUAAUUAACUUAAGCAUGAGUAAUAAGAUCACCAUUCGUUUUUGUUUGAAAUAAAAAUGAUAUAAAAGUAAUA
Molecule: messenger RNA, 8036 nt
Organism: Pecten maximus
Lineage: Eukaryota; Metazoa; Mollusca; Bivalvia; Pectinida; Pectinidae
Product: kelch-like protein diablo
Exons: 7
Coding region: 263-2209 (648 amino acids)
Molecular function (GO): protein binding
Source: RefSeq, a predicted model, not a curated record